AAGUUCACUUGUCAAUUUGAUCCACUGGAUUUACCGGCAAGUUUAAAGAUAAGCAACAUAAUUCAUUUCCAUUAUUGUAUUCAUAUUUCGCUCAACAAGAAAGUUCGAACUUUUCAUUAAGCUCAGUGAAACAUUUAAAACCAGAUUACUAACUAUUAUAAUAUUUGCUUCUACCGAAGUAUCGAUUAGCGUUCGUGAGUGACUGCAAAGCAGAAUAAUCUAUUUGCUCGUUGGUGUUUGAAGGUAUUCCUAUUUGAAAAUGUUUUCUCGUGAUAGAGAACAUAAUAGAGGCCGUAGAGGUGGUAUUUCCAGAGGUAGCAUUAGAGGAGGUGUUGAAAAUAUUCGUGGAAACAGUAUUAGUAGAUUUGGUGGACGUGGUAGAGGGACUACAAAUAAUAUUCGUGGUAGUAUAAAAGGCAAACAACCUGGAGGGACUCUUAGAAAAAUCAUUUGGGAUGUACGGUCAUUAGAACCUUUACGUAAAGAUUUUUAUAUUGAACAUCCUUCAGUUAGAAACAGAUCAAAAGAAGAAGUGGGCCAAUUUCGAGAAAAUGCUGAGAUAACUGUGAAAGGUGACAAUAUACCUAAUCCUAUCCAAUAUUUUGAAGAAGGAAAUUUUCCACCUUAUGUGUUAGAAGUUAUACAUAAACAAGGAUACUCUCAACCUACAGCAAUUCAAGCACAAGGAUGGCCUAUUGCACUCAGUGGCAAAGAUCUAGUUGCCAUUGCUCAAACUGGAUCUGGAAAAACACUUGGAUAUAUUCUACCAGCAAUUGUACAUAUCAUACACCAGCCAAGACUUAGUCCUGGUGAUGGUCCAGUUGCUCUAAUCUUAGCUCCUACCAGAGAACUAGCUCAACAGAUUCAAGAAGUAGCUAACUGUUUUGGAGAAUCAUCAGGUGUUAGAAACACUUGUAUUUUUGGUGGUGCACCCAAAGGUCCACAGGCACAUGAUCUAGAAAGAGGUGUUGAGAUAUGUAUUGCUACACCAGGUAGACUUAUUGAUUUCUUAGAAAGAGGAACUACAAAUUUACGCAGGUGCACAUAUUUAGUACUAGAUGAAGCUGAUAGAAUGUUAGAUAUGGGUUUUGAACCUCAAAUAAGAAAAAUAAUUGAACAAAUCCGACCUGAUAGACAAGUUUUAAUGUGGUCAGCUACAUGGCCGAAAGAAGUUCGAGCUUUAGCAGAGGACUUCCUAACUGACUAUAUGCAUCUUAAUAUUGGUUCUUUGACUCUGUCAGCUAAUCAUAACAUUAUUCAGAUCGUGGACGUUUGCCAAGAAUUCGAAAAGGAUUUAAAAUUAUAUAGAUUACUUCAGGAAAUUGGAAACGAAAAAGAGAACAAAACGAUCAUUUUCGUUGAAACGAAACGUAAAGUUGAUGAUAUUACGAGAAAUAUAAGGCGAGAUGGAUGGCAAGCAUUGAGUAUUCAUGGUGAUAAAAAUCAACAAGAAAGAGAUCACGUACUACAAGAAUUUAAAAGCGGAAGGGCUCCUAUUCUAGUUGCAACAGAUGUUGCUGCUAGAGGUUUAGAUGUGGACGAUGUCAAGUAUGUAAUAAAUUUUGAUUAUCCAUCAUCAUCAGAGGAUUACAUACAUAGAAUCGGUCGUACCGGACGAAGAAGGCAGACCGGAACUGCUUAUGCAUUUUUCACAACCCAUAAUAUGAAACAUGCUGGAGACCUAAUAGAAGUAUUAAGAGAAGCAGGACAAAAUAUAAAUCCUCGACUUACUGAAAUGGCGGAAUUGGCUAAAUCUGGGAAUCCUGGAAAUAGAAGUGGAAAACGGUUUAUGGGUACUGAUAGAAGUAAUGGUAGACGCGGUAGUAAUGAUAAUAGGGGAAGAGGCGUUUCUACAAGAGGAAGAGGUCUUGCCGGUGGUCGUAGUGGAAAUACUUAUCAAUCUACUUCAAAUGGCUAUUCAGGUUCAGAUUACAGUAGUUAUAAUAAUUCAAAACAAGGCAACACAAUUCAUCAGAACUCAGGAUAUGGUUACAAUACACAAAGAUCAUAUGGACAAAGUAGCUUGGCUCAAAGUUAUGGAGGAGAUAGUUAUGGAAAUACCUAUCAAUACAGAGGUACAACGUAUUAAAACUAUGUUAACAGUAUUAAAAAAAAAAACAUUUCAUUAAACAGUGUUAAUAGUAAUACACUUAGUUAAAUUUGUGUUAAACAUAAAAUAGAAUAAAAUAAAAAGUACACAGAA
This is a messenger RNA of Osmia bicornis bicornis, 2203 nucleotides long. Its product is annotated as ATP-dependent RNA helicase dbp2-like. Lineage: Eukaryota; Metazoa; Arthropoda; Insecta; Hymenoptera; Megachilidae. The record is from RefSeq and is a predicted model, not a curated record. Gene Ontology annotation, cellular component: cytoplasm; nucleus; ribonucleoprotein complex. Gene Ontology annotation, molecular function: ATP binding; RNA binding; RNA helicase activity. The transcript has 7 exons. The coding region runs from base 260 to 2089 and encodes 609 amino acids.